UCAUCAGGGAGUGCCGGACGCGUAUGCGGGACAUGGAGCAGCCGGCUAAUCAGUCGAACCGGUCGAACCAGGCAUCCUUGUCAAAUUCCGCUCCGAUCCUGCCAGCGCCAGGAGCUAUUGUUCCCUACCAAGCGCCGUCGAACGAUGUGAGGAACGACCAAGGUGCGAGCGGAUACAAUGGAGGUUACAAUGGCGACUACAAUGGAAGUUACAACAACGGCGGAUAUAGUGGUGGAUACAAUACCGGGUAUCGAAGAUCGUGGAAUCCCGAUCAGAGAGACCGGAACGACAAAGCUGAGAAGAUGUGGACGUGGAUGUCUAGGGAUAUGGAGGACCGUGAAAGAAUCAGAAAAGAGAAAGAGGAAGCUGCGAAGAAAGAGGAGGAGGCAGCAAAAGAACGGGAGGCCGAGGAGAGAAAGCUGAAAGAGGCUAAGGAGAAAGAGGAUUUCAAGGCGAGUAUUGGUCAAAUGGUGGGGAGCCAGAUGAAACUUGUGUGCGAAGAAGUUCUGGGAAAGAGGAUAGGAGAAGGUGAAAGGUUACUACCGACUACUAUCGAUGAAGUGCGUAGAAGAGUGGAAGCUGAAGGACGGAAAGAUCAGGCGUUUGAAGAGUGUCGGAAGAAAGAUGAAGAAAUUCUGAAAUUGAAGCAUACGAUGGCGGAUCUCGAACGCAAGGCAUGCAUGACUGGAGAUGCCGAGCAAGAGCUGCAAGCGUUAAGAUCUGAUAACCAGCACUUGAUUCAGGACGUGAUGUAUUUGAAAGAACAGGUUGAAGAACUGAAGAAAGGGGUGAAGAAGUCGAGUGCAGUGGAGAAGACCGCACGCCAGGAGAAAGAGAAAGAGAAGGGAGCAAGCGUGCCUACACCUGGAGAUUAUGUUAAACUGGCGGAUGCGUACCGGAGACUGAGGGAUGAUAAAGAUAUGGCCGAAAGGGAGGUUCAAGCACUCAAGGAAAGGAUUGGACGAAUUAACGUUGUGUCAACUCCUACUCCUACCAGUAUUAAGAGGAAACGAAUCGCCAUGAAGAGUGGCUCGCCAUCGAACUUGAGGAUCAGGCUAAGCAAAGUGGCUAGCCCAUGCAAAUCCAACGAGACGAACGACAAUGCGAAUGGACACUGCGUCAAAUUCGUGAAAUUGAAAAACGAAGAUCGAGAAGGGUUUCGCAGGCGAGUAUGCGGAGAACUGUCCAAAAUGAAGAAGCGAGAGAUUGAAGGAUUGUGCGAGGAAGAGAAGAUCACGUACGUUACGAUCAAAGCUUCUGCGGAAGAAAUUGCGGCUAUCUACACCGAACGAGCGUUCGGUAAACGGGAAAGCAAACGAACCAUCGGUGAUGACGAUGGAAAGGAAGACGAUAUUUCGGAAGGGUCGAAGGAUCUCACUGGGGAAAAUGACCGCGAAGUGGAGGAAGACGCUUCCACGGAAGGAUGCUAAGGUUGGCUACCGAGCGUUGGUGAGCUUUCUAACCUCACUCUUGCGUGCAGAGAGGCACGUAAGAUUGGUAGACUACAGAAGGAUGGUAAGAUAGAUAAUCUGUUUCGAUUGAUAGUUGUGUUGCUAAUCCUCUCUCGGCAGAUUACAUGGUGUGACAAGUUUAUUCCGUUUCUCCGCUAUUUAUUUUCUAUCAACUACGACUUCGUUUCUUGCCCGGGUCCGUUGGUAUAUGUUUUGGUUUCUCCUUGGUGUAAACAUAUAUAUGUAGGAUGCACUAGCAGACCGAUUAGAUUUCGGUGGAAAGAGCACUUGGAUAGAACUAAUGCUCCGCUAAAUCAAUGCACUAGGAAUCA
Messenger RNA from Chara braunii, 1783 nucleotides. NCBI's taxonomy places the organism in Eukaryota, Viridiplantae, Streptophyta, Charophyceae, Charales, Characeae. The record is from the annotation of a GenBank genome assembly.